AUCUGGAACAAUAGAUAUUAAGCCUGCGAUUUCUGCUUUGCCGUACAAGUAUUUCUAUGAUGUUUCCAUCAGGUCUCCGCUGUAAUUUGUCAUUUCCUAGCUGCCUUGGUUAUCCUCAAGACAGCGAAGAAUUACUUCCCAGAAUGGCUCGUGAGCCAAUUACACUUAAUGUGUACGAUAUGUUCUGGAUAAAUGAAUAUACAACUCCAAUGGGCUUAGGAGUUUUUCAUUCUGGUGUUGAAAUAUAUGGAACCGAAUAUGCAUACGGAGGUCACUUACUUCCUAUUAGUGGGAUAUUUGAAAUUUCACCAAAAACUGCCGAUGAAUUAGGAGAGAACUUCAGAUUUCGACAAUCCAUUCAUAUUGGAUACACAGAUUUUACCGAAGAAGAUGUUUCUCGAAUAAUAGAUGAAUUGGGCAAAGAAUUUAGAGGCGAUCGUUAUCAUCUAAUGAAUAAGAAUUGUAAUCAUUUUAGCUGUCAAUUAACUCAAAUUCUAUGCGAUCAGAAGAUCCCGGGCUGGGUGAAUCGGUUGGCAUACUUCAGUUCCUGUGUGCCGUUCCUGCAGCGUUGUCUACCUAGAGCUUGGCUUACGCCAGUCGCCCUUCAGCAUUCGCUCAGCCAAGUGAGCCAUAGCGAGAGCAGUCCGCCUUCGGAAAAGUCGUUAUAGCUGGCGCAGCAUCGUCACGGUCGCUAUCGACGCUGUGGCGAUUUGUUAAGUAAUGGGAACGGCGAUGGCAACGAGAAUAACGACGACGAUGACGAUGACGACGGGGCCGUGGACUGUAGUAGGAGUCACAGUUUCUAGAUAAUUAGGGGAGCGUUUGAACGAACUUUGUUUGCGACGAGACGCGCACUUCGACAAGUGGCAGUAAGUUAUCCGUUAUACCGAAUGAAACUUUUUGCGAAAUCAUUGUAUACUAGUUCAAUCUUAACUUAUCUGACCGUUAUUAUUCUUUUUGCGUUAUCUUUGAUUAAGUAU
This is a messenger RNA of Ceratosolen solmsi marchali, 980 nucleotides long. Its product is annotated as desumoylating isopeptidase 2. Gene Ontology annotation, molecular function: deubiquitinase activity. Gene Ontology annotation, biological process: protein deubiquitination. Bases 57 to 668 code for a protein of 203 amino acids. The record is from RefSeq and is a predicted model, not a curated record. The transcript is spliced from 5 exons. NCBI's taxonomy places the organism in Eukaryota, Metazoa, Arthropoda, Insecta, Hymenoptera, Agaonidae.